Spea bombifrons (plains spadefoot toad) is the source of this 3008-nucleotide messenger RNA. It is a transcript of the gene EIF3CL, whose product is annotated as eukaryotic translation initiation factor 3 subunit C like. The transcript has 21 exons. The coding region runs from base 142 to 2910 and encodes 922 amino acids. The record is from RefSeq and is a predicted model, not a curated record. NCBI's taxonomy places the organism in Eukaryota, Metazoa, Chordata, Amphibia, Anura, Pelobatidae. Gene Ontology annotation, molecular function: translation initiation factor activity; RNA binding; translation initiation factor binding. Gene Ontology annotation, biological process: translational initiation. Gene Ontology annotation, cellular component: eukaryotic translation initiation factor 3 complex.
GCGAGCUUCCGGUUUGGGUGACUGUGCCGGCGCAGCGCAUGCGCAUUGACCCGGUGGCCAUUCUUUUCUGCGCCUUUUCCAGCCGGGCCUGCCGCGUGUGUGUGUUGCCAGAGGAUCGUGUGACACGCAAAAGACGACAAGAUGUCGCGUUUCUUCGCCACCGGCUCAGACAGCGAGUCGGAAUCAUCGGUUUCUGGAGAUGAGAUCCUCCCUAAGCCAGUCGGAGGCACCUAUGGCAAGCAGCCGAUGCUUCUCAGUGACGAUGAGGAGGACACCAAGCGCGUGGUCCGCAGUGCCAAGGAUAAAAGAUUCGAGGAGCUGACCAACUUCAUUAAGACCAUCCGGAACGCCAUGAAGAUCCGAGACGUCACCAAAUGCCUGGAGGAGUUCGAGCAGCUGGGCAAAGCCUACGUCAAGGCCAAGAACAUCGUGGACAAGGAGGGGGUUCCCCGAUUCUACAUCCGCCUCCUGUCCGACCUGGAGGACUACUUGAAUGAGCUCUGGGAGGACAAAGAGGGCAAGAAGAAGAUGAACAAGAAUAACGCCAAAGCACUGAGUACCCUCCGGCAGAAGCUGCGCAAGUACAACCGCGACUUCGAAGGGGCGAUCAGCGCGUACAAGCAGAAUCCGGAAGAGUCGGCCGAUGAAGACCGAGAGAGGGACGACGACGACUCGGACGCUUCGUCUUCCAGCGACGACGAAAAGGAUGAAGGCAUGAGCGCCAGCAAGUUCCUGAAGAAGGUCGAGUCGGCCCCGGCGGACUCCCGGAACAAGUUCCUGAAGAAAGCAGAGGAGUUGGAUGAUGAUGACGAGGAAUCCUCUGAUGAUGAAGAUUGGGGCUCAGACUCUGAAGACUCCGACUCCGAGUCUGAUGAUAACGAGGGAAAGCACACCUCCCUGGCCUACAAGUUCCUUAAAAAGGCGGCCCCCGACGGAGUCCAGACCACCGAGAAGAAGAGCGACGAGAAAGCCAAGAAGAAGCAGCAUCGGAAAGAAAAGAAGAGAGACGACGAGGGAGAAGGAGAGGAAGACGAGAACGAUGGCGCCGGAGAGUGGGAGAAGGUUAAGGGAGGCGCUCCCAUGGUUAAGGAAAAACCCAAGAUGUUCGCUAAAGGCACGGAGAUCACCCCGGCCAUCGUCGUCAAGAAACUCAACGAAAUCCUCCAGGCCAGAGGAAAGAAGGGCACAGACAGGGCGGCCCAAAUCGAUCUUCUUCACCUGUUGGUUGGAAUCGCAGAGGAGCACAACCUCGGACAGGGCAUAAGCGUCAAGAUAAAGUUCAACAUCGUGGCGUCUCUGUACGAUUAUAAUCCCAACCUGGCCGCGUACAUGAAGGCGGAUAUGUGGAAGAAAUGCUUGGAUUGUAUCCACGAUCUCCUGGACAUCCUGUUUGCCAAUCCCAACAUGUUCAUCGGGGAGAAUAUUGCCGAGGACUCUGAAAACCUUGUGAACUCGGACCAGCCCAUCCGCGUGCGCGGCUGCAUCCUCACGCUGGUCGAAAGAAUGGACGAGGAGUUCACCAAAAUCAUGCAGAACACAGACCCGCACUCCCAAGAGUACGUGGAUAACCUGAAGGACGAGGCUCGCGUGUGCGAGGUGAUCGAGCGCCUGCAGAAGUACCUACAGGAGAAAGGCAGCACGGAGGAGAUCUGCAGGGUGUACCUGCGCAGGAUCAUGCACACCUACUACAAGUUCGAUUACAAAGCCCACCAACGGCAGCUCAGCACAGAGCAGGAGUCCAAGUCGGAGCAGGACCAGGCGGAGAACGAAGCAGAAGACAGCGCUGUUUUGAUGGACAGAUUGUGCAAAUAUAUCUACGCCAAGGACCGAACGGACCGCAUUCGCACCUGCGCGAUCCUCUGCCACAUCUACCACCACGCUCUUCACAACCGCUGGUUCCAAGCCCGGGACCUCAUGCUCAUGUCCCACCUGCAGGACAACAUCCAACACGCGGACCCCCCAGUACAGAUUUUGUAUAACAGAACCAUGGUGCAGCUGGGCAUCUGCGCUUUCCGCCAGGGCAUGAUCCGCGAUGCCCACAACGCGCUGCUCGACAUCCAGUCCAGCGGCCGAGCCAAGGAGCUUCUGGGCCAGGGGUUAUUAAUGAGGACCAUGCAGGAGAGGAACCAGGAGCAGGAGAAGAUAGAGAAGCGGCGACAGAUCCCAUUCCACAUGCACAUCAACCUGGAGCUGCUCGAAUGCGUGUACCUCGUGUCCGCCAUGCUGCUGGAGAUCCCGUACAUGGCUGCGCAUGAAUUCGAUGCCCGCAGGAGGAUGAUCAGCAAGCAGUUCCACCACCAGCUCCGCGUAGGAGAAAGGCAGCCAUUGCUAGGUCCCCCGGAGAGCAUGAGGGAGCACGUGGUGGCCGCCUCGAAGGCCAUGAAGAUGGGCGACUGGAAGACGUGCAAGAACUUCAUCAUCAACGAGAAGAUGAACGGGAAAGUGUGGGACCUGUUCCCGGAGGCCGACCGAGUGCGUAACAUGCUCAUCAGGAAGAUCCAGGAGGAGUCUCUGCGCACGUACCUGUUCACAUACAGCAGCGUCUACGACUCCAUCAGGAUGGGUAUUUUGGCCGACAUGUUCCAGCUGGAUAUUCCCAUGGUGCACAGCAUCAUCAGCAAGAUGAUUAUUAGCGAGGAGCUCAUGGCGUCCCUGGAUCAGCCGACCCAGACGGUGGUGAUGCACGGCACCGAGCCCAGCUCCCUUCAGAAUACCGCGCUGCAGUUGGCCGAGAAGCUGGGAAAUCUGGUGGAAAACAACGAGAGGAUAUUCGACCAUAAGCAAGGCAGCUAUGGCGGAUACUUUAACCGAGAUCAAAAAGACUCGUACCAGAGGAAAGAAGGUGGCGGCGGCGGCGGGUACAUGAGGCGAGGGUACCGACGCGACCAGCAGAACCAGAGCAACUACUGAGCGCCGCUCCUGUCCUGUUACUUCUCAGACACAAUUUGCAGCCAUUUGUUCCGGAAAAUCUUUUAAUUAAUAAACUUCUAUCCCAGCGACUUCCAGAA